AUGGUGAUGUCUCUGGACAAUUUAAGGGGCUUCGCCUUAGCCACGUCAUCGAGUGCUUUUAUUGGAUCUAGCUUUGUGAUCAAGAAGAUUGGCCUGAAGAAAGCUGGGGACGUUGGGAUAAGAGCAGGUUCUGGAGGCUACUCAUACUUAUAUGAACCGUUAUGGUGGAUAGGAAUGGUAACUAUGAUUCUGGAUGAGGCGGCCAAUUUUGCAGCAUAUGCAUUUGCUCCAACAAUAAUUGUUACUCCUCUUGGAGCAUUGAGCAUCAUAUUUAGCGCAGUGCUAGCACACUUCAUUUUGAAUGAGAGGUUGCAUAUGUUUGGCGUGGUUGGUUGUGCAUUGUGUGUUGUUGCUUCAGUUGAUAUAGUGUUGCAUGCCCCAAUGGAAAGAAAGAUUGAUUCAGUUAGCGAAAUAUGGCAACUCACAACUGAACCAGGUUUCAUAGUCUAUUCUUGCUUGGCUGUAGCUCUUGCACUUGUUUUAAUGUUCUGGGUUGUUCACCAUACCGAGCAAAGGAAAAUGCUCGCAUAUGUUACAAUAUGUUCACUAUUCGGGUCUCUUACGGUUAUCAGUGUUAAGGCAGUGGCCAAUGCUUUAAAGCUCUCAUUUAAUGGAGUGAACCAAUUUAUCUACAUCCAAACUUGUGAUUAUAUGCUGUUUAGUGCAGCUGAAUUAUUUAAACAAGCUAUGGUUAGUGCCUCCAUAUCUCAUUUACAAGUAGAGACCACUUGA
Messenger RNA from Hordeum vulgare subsp. vulgare (domesticated barley), 732 nucleotides. Its product is annotated as probable magnesium transporter NIPA1. The transcript is spliced from 7 exons. Gene Ontology annotation, biological process: magnesium ion transport. Gene Ontology annotation, cellular component: membrane. Lineage: Eukaryota; Viridiplantae; Streptophyta; Magnoliopsida; Poales; Poaceae. Bases 1 to 732 code for a protein of 243 amino acids. Gene Ontology annotation, molecular function: magnesium ion transmembrane transporter activity. The record is from RefSeq and is a predicted model, not a curated record.